AUGGGGACUCUGAUCCGCGCCGAGCGGCGGUGCCAAGCCAGCGUCUCUCCGUGGGGCAGCGCCCGCAUUGACCCGGGCUCCGGCCAACCGGCUCCGGGCCCCCGGCGCUUAGCAGGGACCAGACCCCAGCUGACUGGGCUGAUGCAGGAGGUGGCAAUGCCGGAGGUCGGAGGGGGCUGGGAGAGGGCGCAGUGUCUGGGUGCCUGCCAGGGGGAGGUGUCGAAGGCCCAGACGGGCGACAGGCUCACCUGGAACAAGCCGUGGAAGAAACUCAAGAGCAUGGUCCACUGGUCGCCUUUCGUCGUGUCCUUCAAGAAGCGCUACCCCUGGGUGCAGCUGGCCGGCCAUGCGGGGAAUUUCAAAGCCGGGGACUACGGGCGGAUCCUGAAGAAGUUCUGCCCGCGGGAGCAGCAGUGCCUGGAGCGCCUCAUGCGGGACUCGCUGCGCCCCCACGUGCCCACCUACUUCGGGCUGGCGCAGCGGGACGGCGAGCGCUACAACCAGAUGGAGGAUCUGCUGGCCAGCUUCGAGACGCCCUCCAUCAUGGACUGCAAGAUGGGGGUCAGGACGUACCUGGAGGAGGAGCUGGAGCAGGCUCGGCAGCGGCCCCGGCUGCGCUGUGACAUGUACGAGAAGAUGGUGGCGGUGGAGCCGGGGGCGCCCACGCCCGAGGAGCACGCCCAGCGCGCCGUGCUCAAGCCCCGCUACAUGCAGUGGAGGGAGUCGCUCAGCUCCACCGCCACGCUGGGCUUCCGCAUCGAGGGCAUCAAGAAAGCUGAUGGCACCUGCAGCACCAACUUCAAGAAGACGCGGCUGCCCGAGCAGGUGGUGCAGGCACUGGGCGACUUCGUGGACGGCGACAGAACCGUUCUGACAAACUACCUGGGCCGCUUGAAGGAGCUGCGGGCGGCGCUGGAGCAGUCCGAGUUCUUCAAGACCCACGAGGUGGUGGGGAGCUCUCUGCUGUUUGUCCAUGACCGGACGGGGCUGGCCAAGGUCUGGAUGAUCGACUUCGGCAAGACGGUGCCGCUGGCCGGGGGGCAGACGCUGACGCACCGGCUGCCGUGGGUGGAGGGGAACCGGGAGGACGGCUACCUCUGGGGGCUGGACAAUCUCAUCGCCAUCUUCAGCACCAUGGAGCAGGACUGA
Messenger RNA from Emys orbicularis (European pond turtle), 1149 nucleotides. RefSeq names its product inositol-trisphosphate 3-kinase C (gene ITPKC). The coding region runs from base 1 to 1149 and encodes 382 amino acids. Lineage: Eukaryota; Metazoa; Chordata; Testudines; Emydidae. The transcript is spliced from 7 exons. Gene Ontology annotation, biological process: inositol phosphate biosynthetic process. The record is from RefSeq and is a predicted model, not a curated record. Gene Ontology annotation, cellular component: cytoplasm; nucleus. Gene Ontology annotation, molecular function: inositol-1,4,5-trisphosphate 3-kinase activity; inositol tetrakisphosphate kinase activity.